UCGCCCACAACGCGCAUGCACGGGACAGCGGGGCCCCCUCCCUUCCUACCCCGGAAGUCUUUCUGCGUUUCCUCGCCUCGGAUUGGCUGCACUGCUCGGCCAGUAGGCUCUGCCGUUGUUGGUGAGUGGGCGCUGGGGGCCGAAGGCAAGAUGAGCAGGGCUAAAGCUGAGCUGUGGAGAAACCGGUUUGCCAUUAUGUACGCGCUGAGCUCAUGGAGUCUGUUGGGCUACGUCUUCUACUACUACCGCAUCGGCGACGACGACUCGCUCCAGAGGAAGUCUAACAUGGGUGGAGAACAAAUAAGUUCCAUUGGACGGGGGAUCUGUGUGUUGCUGGGUAUUUCUUUGGAGGACACUCAGAGAGAGCUGGAACACAUGGUUCGAAAGAUCUUGAACUUGCGUGUGUUUGAAGAUGAAAGUGGGAAACACUGGUCUAAGAGUGUAAUGGACAAGCAGUACGAGGUGCUGUGUGUCAGCCAGUUCACUCUUCAGUGUAUCUUGAAAGGCAACAAGCCAGACUAUCACAUGGCUAUGCCGUCAGAACAAUCAGAGCCAUUUUACAACAACUUCCUAGAACAGCUUAGGAAAGCCUACAAGCCAGAGCUUAUUAAAGGUGGCAAGUUUGGAGCAUACAUGCAAGUGCAUAUCCAGAAUGACGGCCCCGUGACUAUUGAACUGGAGUCCCCUGCAGCCACUGUAGAUCCAAAGCAGCAGCUGGUGCCCAUCAAGUCAAUGGCUGCCUCUCAUAAGCAGCAGGUGUUCUGCGGAAUAUCAGGGAAUCAAAACUUUGAAGAUCCCCUCGCUUCAUCCCAGGAUAAAAACCACAGACCUCCACAAGCAGCGAGACUAACCUUUCCAGAGGCCGAGAUGCAACUGGCCUCAUUAAACAGGCUGCUGGAUCUUGUACACUGCUUGAGGACUACUGUACACUCUCAUUUGUAAGGGCUUUUGAGAGCCUAAUAACCAUGCUACUGUUGUAAAGCUAGUGAAACCCUUUAGAAAGUUCAUUUACAAGAAAAGUAGUGCUAGAAAUAAUAAUGUCUGUCAUUAAGGUAGAUGGUAGAGAGACUAUUAAGAAGUACACUUUACUAUUUCCCAAUGUUUUUAACACCAUGUUGGGCAAUACUUCUCAGUAAAUUUCAUCCAGCUUUUAAACCCCAGUCUCCUUGACAAUUAUUUUCUGACUUUGGUUUAAAAUUGCUCAGAUACAGCUUGAUGAUACCGACAUUCUUAGGAGAAAGACUAGCCUUUCUAAAGAAAAAAAAGGCAGAAAGAUGCGUGAGGAAUGAAGGGACAGAUCUGGUCUUCUAUCAGUGCAUCCCAUAAUUCCAAUUAACAUAAAUUAAUUGCCUUUUAUAAAAAAUAAAGCAGCACUCUGCAUUUGUGUCCUGUAAAUUAACUCAGAUGAGGCUAUUGCUAAGUUACCAGAAAAAAUAUUUAAAUUACUUUAUUAUAUUAACCCAAAUAAUGUCUCAGAACAUUUUAAGUCGUCUUUUUUUUUUGCCUGACAGAAAAGCUGCAAUUAAAGAACAGUUGAAGCCAUGUCUCUAUCUGUGGACAUAUGGCUGUUGAGUCAUGAGGGUAUUAGCAAAUCAGAUUGUAAGGUUUUGCAUACGCUAGUUGCUGAAAACUACAGAAAGAUUAGGAGUCAAUAACUGUAGAAGGUCCUGGUUUUUUAGACUAGCUCAGACUGUAAUUAACAUCAGUGACUUCUGUCUGAGUCAUGAGAAGCAAAGAUGCCUGAGUGUUCAGUUGGUUUUUAGUGAUUCUUUUUCAGAGUAUAAGUGAAAAGCUUUUAGUUCAAUAACUGGAAUUGUUUCCUGGAAAAUAAAAUUGGAUUCUCUCCCUACCCAAAGCAAAAGAAAGCCGAGCAAAAUCCCUGGUGGAAAAAACCGCUCUGGAAAGUGACUUUGCAAACAA
This is a messenger RNA of Alligator sinensis (Chinese alligator), 1920 nucleotides long. RefSeq names its product D-tyrosyl-tRNA deacylase 1 (gene DTD1). The transcript has 5 exons. Gene Ontology annotation, biological process: tRNA metabolic process. Gene Ontology annotation, molecular function: D-tyrosyl-tRNA(Tyr) deacylase activity. Bases 16 to 942 code for a protein of 308 amino acids. The record is from RefSeq and is a predicted model, not a curated record. Gene Ontology annotation, cellular component: cytoplasm. NCBI's taxonomy places the organism in Eukaryota, Metazoa, Chordata, Crocodylia, Alligatoridae.